This is a messenger RNA of Poecilia reticulata (guppy), 1116 nucleotides long. The record is from RefSeq and is a predicted model, not a curated record. NCBI's taxonomy places the organism in Eukaryota, Metazoa, Chordata, Actinopteri, Cyprinodontiformes, Poeciliidae.
CCACUCGGGGAAGCGAAACAGAUCAGAACCAGAACCUGUAAUUGAUCCAUUAGUCUGAGUGGUUUCGGUUCGGAUGGGGCGAACAUGAAGUCCAGCUACUAGAAAUCGAACCGCCGUCUGUUGGUUCUUCCCGCCUGGUUCCGGUACUUUACCUGGCACCGCCGCAAUGAGCUCCAGGCUGUGCCGGACCUGCGGGGGGUCCGACAUCGAUGUGGACCAGGCCCGGGGCAGCGCCGUGUGCACGGGCUGCGGCUCGGUUCUGGAGGACAACAUCAUCGUGUCAGAGGUCCAGUUCGUGGAAGGAAGUGGAGGCGUGUCGUCCGCUGUGGGACAGUUUGUCUCCGCUGAUGGUCCAGUUAAAGCUCCACUCCUCGGUUCUGGUUUCCACACCGGCGUCGGAAAGGAGUCCAGAGCCCAGACGCUGCAGAACGGGAAGCGUCAGAUCCAGCAGCUGGGCAGCCAGCUGCAGCUCAACCAGCACUGCCUGGACACGGCCUUCAACUUCUUCAAGCUGGUCGUCAGCAAACACCUGACCAGAGGCCGGCGGACGGAGCACGUCAUCGCCGCCUGCCUCUACCUGGUGUGCCGCACCGAAGGCACGCCCCACAUGCUACUGGACCUGAGCGACCUGCUGCAGGUGAACGUCUACAUCCUGGGGAAAACCUUCCUCCUGCUGGCUCGGGAGCUGUGCAUCAACGCGCCCGCCAUCGGUGAGACGUCCUGUGGCAUCAGGUCACAUGACUCACCUGUAACACGUCACAUUUAGCUAAACGGCAGCGAUUAGACCAGGUGUGUCAAACUCCAGCUCUCUGCUUUAGAUGAGCCUCAGGUACAAACCCUGGAAUGAAACGGCUCCAUCAGCUGGUCCUGGUGCAGAUCGGGGCUCCGGAGCCUUAAUGACCUGAUGACCCUGGUCAGGUGCAGCAGAGCCUGCGGUAGGUCCAGUGGUCCAGUGGUCCAGUGGUCCCCAGCCCUGGACCUCAAGGCUCACUGCCCUGCAGGUGAUUUCAGGUGUUUGCUGAACUGCAAUCAGCUGCUUUAAACGGGGACAUUUCUAAAACAUGCAGGUCCGUGAGCCUUGAGGUCCAGGGCUGGGAACCACUGGAUUGGACCCAC